This is a messenger RNA of Saccharomyces eubayanus, 1293 nucleotides long. It is a transcript of the gene WBP1, whose product is annotated as dolichyl-diphosphooligosaccharide-protein glycotransferase. NCBI's taxonomy places the organism in Eukaryota, Fungi, Ascomycota, Saccharomycetes, Saccharomycetales, Saccharomycetaceae. Bases 1 to 1293 code for a protein of 430 amino acids. The record is from RefSeq and is a predicted model, not a curated record. The transcript has a single exon. Gene Ontology annotation, cellular component: endoplasmic reticulum membrane; oligosaccharyltransferase complex.
AUGCGGAUCAGUUGGAGUUUUUUCUGUUGUGUCCUUCUCCAGGCCAUUCUCGCCGUGAGCACUCAAGGUUUAAAGACGCUUGUUCUUUACGACCAAUCCGCCGAACCGUUAGAGGAUUAUUCGUUUUAUUUAAAAGAUUUGGAAGAAAGGGAUUACAAACUGGAAUAUCUAGACGUUAACAGUACUUCCACUGCUGUAGAUUUGUAUGAUAAAGAACUAAGAUUAUAUGAUAAUAUCAUCAUAUUGCCUACCAAAGGAGGCAAGAAUUUAGCCAGACAAGUUCCUGUUAAUCAAUUAAUCAAGUUUUUUGAAAACGAAGGUAAUAUAUUGUGUAUGAGCUCCCCUGAUGCCGUUCCGAACACUAUUCGUUUAUUUUUGAAUCAAUUGGGUAUAUAUCCAAGUCCAAAGGGACACGUUGUUCGCGACUAUUUCUCAUCUUCUACUGACGAGUUGGCUAUUUCUUCUGAUUACCUCUUAAAUAAGCACGUUUACAACACUGAAAAUGACGAGCAAUUUGUUUUUGGAGAGAGCUCUGCUGCCUUAUUGGAAAACCGUGAACAAAUUGUGCCAAUUUUAAACGCACCACGGACAUCAUUUACUGAGUCCAAAGGCAAAAUCAACUCUUGGACAAGCGGAUCGCAAGGCUUCCUUGUUGUUGGUUUCCAAAACUUAAACAACGCUCGUUUGGUGUGGAUCGGAAGUAGUGAUUUCUUAAAGAACAAAAAUCAAAAUUCUAAUCAGGAAUUCGCAAAAGAGUUACUAAAGUGGACAUUUAAUGAAAAAUCAGUAAUUAAAAGUGUACAGGCUGUUCACUCACAUGCAGAUGGUACCAGUUAUGAUGAAGUUCCUUACAAAGUUAAGGACGAUGUUGUUUAUUCCAUUGGAUUCUCGGAAUGGAAUGGUCAAAAAUGGGUACCACAUGUUGCAGAUGAUAUUCAAUUUGAAUUAAGACAAGUGGACCCAUACUACCGCAUCACAAUGACGCCAAGUGAGAACGACUCCGAAACGCAGUACUAUAGCACCGGUAAAUUUAUGCUUCCGGAUCGUCACGGUGUGUUUACAUUCAUUACCGACUACCGUAAGAUAGGCCUUUCGUUUAUUACUGAUAGAGAUGUUAAACCUAUCCGUCAUCUUGCUAAUGAUGAAUACCCAAGAAGUUGGGAAAUCAGUAACUCUUGGGUUUAUAUUAGCACCAUUUGUGGUGUUAUUGCCGCCUGGAUCUUUUUUGUUGUGUCUUUUGCUACAACUUCCUCUGUUAGCAAGAAACUUGAAACAUUCAAAAAAACUAACUAA